Molecule: messenger RNA, 1711 nt
Organism: Sinocyclocheilus anshuiensis
Lineage: Eukaryota; Metazoa; Chordata; Actinopteri; Cypriniformes; Cyprinidae
Product: pleckstrin homology domain-containing family A member 1
Exons: 12
Coding region: 123-1325 (400 amino acids)
Source: RefSeq, a predicted model, not a curated record
AUAGGCAGACCGUCGGAAGUUUGUGGGAGAUGGGCUGAAAGUCCAACAACACAGGCAGACCGAACACUGCUAUACGGGAUUUUCGCAGCUGCUUAUAAGUGUGGUAAUGCUUAGUCUCAGAAAUGCCGUACGUAGAUCGUCAGAAUCGGAUCUGUGGCUUUCUAGACAUAGAGGAAAUGGAGAACAGCGGCAAGUUUUUACGUCGCUACUUCAUUCUGGACACAAUGGAGGGCAGCCUGGUGUGGUACAUGGAUAACCCUCAGAAUCUUCCAGAAGGAACAUCCAAUGUCGGCUCCCUCAAACUAACAUAUAUAUCCAAGGUUAGCGACGCCACCAAAUUGCGUCCAAAGGCUGAGUUCUGCUUCGUCAUCAACGCUGGAAUGAGGAAGUUUUACUUGCAGGCGAAUGAUAAGCAGGAUUUAGUGGAGUGGGUCAGUGCACUCAACAACGCCACCAAAAUCACAGUGCCGAAGUCAGGAGAGCAGGUGGCUCAUAAUACAACAGAAGCUUGUGUGGACACAUCGGGUGCCAUGAAACAAGUGUCCUACAGGACCGAAAUCAUUGCAGGAGUGCCCAUCAUCACCACCACACAGGAGAAGGGCGAGGAUCAGAAUGGUGCAGACAGGAGCGGGCAGAGGAAACCUCCCAGUCAGCUGCCGUAUUACUUGAGCCGGAGUAACCAAGACCAGUCAGUCAUUAAAGCUGGAUAUUGUGUCAAACAGGGAGGUGUGAUGAAAAACUGGAAAAGGAGAUACUUCAUGCUGGAUGACAAUACACUGAGCUACUUCAAAUCAGACAUGGAGCGGGAGCCGUUGCGCGUUAUUCCUUUGAAAGAAGUCAACAAGGUGCAGGAGUGUAAACAAAGUGACUUGAUGAUGAGGGACAAUCUUUUUGAACUGGUUACUACCUCAAGAACUUUCUACAUUCAGUCGGACAGCCCAGAGGAGAUGCACGGCUGGAUCAAGGCUAUCUCUGGGGCCAUAGUGGCCCAACGGGGUCCUGGACGCUCAGCAGCCUCUGAGCACGCUGAACGAACCUCCGUCUUCUACUCCAACGAACAGAGUCUCUCAACUCCUCGCUCACCCCUCCCCACCGAACUCCAUUACCCAGAAUGCUGUUCCCCCUCGGGCCCUCAGCAUGGCGUGGGAGGGGCCAGACCUGAACAACCUGAGGCCGGGGCCACAAGCGCGCCUGUCGCUCCAGGAGUCGCUCCAAAUCUUCUUCAAGUAAACGCUGACAACUCAUCGCCAUGGCAACUGAGAAGCGGCAUAGCCCAGCCUCCGGAUUGCCCAAAAGAUGAAGACAUGCAUGUUACCCAGGUGUAACGAUGUACUUGGUAUUUUACACACACAUAUUAUGAACUAUUAAUGUCAAAUGCAGGACAGGGACUCGGGAAGAUUGUGAAUCGAGCCCAGUGCACCAUGGGAUAUGGAGUUUUCCCUGAUCAUUCUCAAGUCUCUUAAAGAACUGCACACUAUGAAAUAGGUUCAUAAUCUAGAGAAUUCAUUGAGACUCAAAAAAGUUACUGAUACCAAUAGCCGAUUAUUUUCCUGUUACAACCAAUAACCAAUAUUGUGGUUGAUAUUAUGAAUCUAUUGUUUUUAAAUCUAAAGUACCAUGUAAGCAAAGUGAAUUCAGUGAAAUCAGGCAUGAAAACACUCAAUGUACAGUAGAAAGUAUGGACUUUUACUUUUGCAAGACUAUAUGGUUU